AUGAUUCAUAUUCAACGUUUAAUCUUGACUAUUGAAACUCGAGCUCAUAAAGGACUUCUUCGUAUUGCAAUAAAUGGACUUAAAGAUGAUGAUGGGAAGCCAGUAACUGAAGGACAGAGAAUUGGCAGUCAACAUAAAGCUUUGGACACUUUGAUUUGGAUCUUAGAGGAAUGGAAGUCUAAUGUGCACUCUUCUGAGCUUCAAAAGCUUACACGAAACGCUAUCGAUCUCUUCUCUGAUUUGUUGUUAGACUCAAUUCCUUCUAUUUUACAAAGUGCUUAUGUCAAUUCGUCUUCACGAACAAUUUCUCAUAAAUGGACUAUUCUUUUGUGUGACUUUAUUCAAAUAAUUCAGUGGCCACCGACUGGACUUUCUUUAAACAAAGCUUUUCAAUUCAUGAACACUUUAUUUGUUGGAUUAACUAAAUUAUUGGAGGAAUUAUUUAAAGUUCAGCGUGCCAGUUCUCUGCAUUGGCUUUUUGUUCUAAUUGGUUGUGUUGUUGAGUUGGCAGAUUCUGCAGAUAAAUUUAUGCUAAAAUGCGUUGAAGUGUUGACACUUAUUGGUCGAUGUUGGUCUAAACAAUGGACAAAUAGUUUACACAGCAAAUUAUCGAGAGAAUAUGGACUUUCUGGAUUUAUUUUUGAUGAGACAAUGUUCGAUUUUCCUGUAAAAGUUCUUUCGUCUGUUUCUGGAGUUCUUCAACCUCCUUCUACAGCACAAUUAGAUCAACAACAAUCGAAUUUGAAGAAGGGAUGUCUCAGCAAACAAAAAGCUUCCAAAAAUGCAACUUCGUUUACUACUUCCCAACAGCCAAAACUUGUUUGGGCUACUGCGAAACCAUCAUUUGAUGAAAUUUAUACUGAAGACAAGCAACAGAAUUCGCCUUGGUUUGCUGCUCCGGGUAUUUUAUCUAUCUUUUUAUCAAAAUUUGUUUUUUCAGGUUCUCCUUAUAUUCCUCCUCCAAGUUUUACUAGUGGAAAUUUUUCGAUAGAUCAAGGUUAUUUUAUUUUAAUUUUUUAUUAUUUAUUUUUAGAUCUUUGGAAAACAACUCCCUCAACAAACACUUUCCAGCAAUGGACAAAUUCCUCAAUUUAUGAUUUUGGCAAUUCUAAUUUGAUUAGUGAUUUAAUUGAGGAUUCGAAAUUUGCAAUUGAACAGACAAAAUUAGCUCUUGAACAGUCUAAACUUUGUCGUCAAAUGGUCGAAAAUCAAACGUCAUCAGCUGCCAAUACAUCGAGAAUUUAUUCAGAAAAUAACAAGUUUCCUCCGACUUUUUGCUCAACAGCUUCGAUUCUUUCCGACUAUGCAAUUGAUGAAAUGGAUUGUAUGGAUAUGUUUUUUAUUGACGACAGUACAGAUUGUAAUCUUCGAUUUUAUGGUGAUAUGAUUAAUAAUGAAAAUGGUCAAGGCUCUAAUAAUGCCAAAAAUCCUCACAAAAAUAUUUUUCCAAGUGUCGGAUUAUCUUCUGAAUGGCCUAAAAAUCUGUCAGGAAAUAUGCCUCCAUCAACUUAUGGAGAUCUUAGCGGUUAUCAAACUGCUUGGAAGGAUACAAACGACACAAACAAAAAUGGAAAUCCUUCCACUAGUUCAUCUCUUCAUCGCCAUCAUUUAUUAAUGAAUCACUUGACAGGAUUGUUGGAAACGGAGCCUUUAAUUUUUUCUUGUGUUUAUGGUACAGACCACAUUCGAGUUCUGAAUGAACAGGAAAAUGAGAAUUUUGAUCUUCCUACUACGUUUUCUUCUGAUUUGAACAAGAAGGGUGAAACUUGUGAUGAUGGAAGAGAACAAAUGGAUAAAGUUGCUGAUAUUUAUUCACUCAAACACCAACUUCAAUAUCAGCAACAUCGUCUAAAGAAUCGCCAACAACAAAAAUUUUCUACAAAUUCUGUAAACGAUAAUAAUUCUAAUAAUGCUUUAAUGGAUAUAUUUGCUGCUGCUUCAGUAACAGAAAAUUCAACUUUAGACAAUAAGAAGGAAAAUGAAUCGAAUAAAGAAUUGGAUACUGCAAAUGAAGUUGUAGAUGUUAUAAAUACUCAAUCGGAAGUUAAUGUUAAUUCACAAUUGCUUUCUGGUGAAAAUACUCCAGCAACUCUUGGACUUUCCUCUGCGAGUACAUUUGGAGUUCCAACUACUCCAAAAACUACACCUUUCCAAUUGACACCAACUCCACUUUCGCCAAUUGGUGGUAGUGAAGCUGAUUUGGAAGAAUUGGUAAUGUUGACUGGUGAAAGUGAUAUUAAUCAGCAAAAAUCUGAGUCUCUUCCAAUACAAAACGGAUCUGUCACUCAAACACUUAAACAAUUAAAUCGGAAAUUUUCUCCACAUUCUUCCUUCUUUACACAACUUCCACGUAUUUCUUUAUGUAUUGAUAGAAUGACAGCAGGAGCUCAAAAAUUUAUUGUUUUGGAUUUCGGAUAUAGAGUUAUGUUGAGCGAUUUAAUUGUGCCUGCUUCAGAAUAUAUGUCUUCAUUACGUAUUGAUGCAUGGUUGAAGGAUGAAAAGACAGACAGUAUUUUUGUUGCGAGCACUUCAGAAAUUGGAGCAAAAUCUUUGACGAUCAGUGAUUUGCUUCCACCGAUUAUUUGCAGAUUUUUGAAGAUACUUGCUGAACUUAUCUUUUUGAGUGAUUCUUUAAAAGUUGCUUACGAGUGUUCGGCAAAUGCUAUUAAGGGCAUACUUCGUGAUGAUGGAAACCCAACUUUUGAACAAAUUCGGCGUCGUUCAAUUCGUCAGCAAUACAGGGAAUGCUUUGCUCUUCGUCUUGAAUAUAAUAUUGUGAAAAAUCUUAUCACACGAAUCCAAAUGGACAAUAAGGUUUUGGAUGAAAAUGAAAAGAAGGAAUUAAAGCAACAACAAUCUGGUUGGAGUAUGAUCGGUUUGGAACAGUUAGCUGUAAUGGCACAUCGUUUAAUUGCUUUAUUGAAUUUAUUCUCAGCAUUUACUGACGCGCGUAAAAUGAUUGUGCUUCCACCUACCAAUCAGCCCAUGCCGAGUGUUUCAAUUUCUCAAACUAAUUUACUUUCAUUGGACACUGCUGUUUUACAUUUUGGUCUCUUUUGUAUGGAUUCUUUGCCUAGACUUAGAGCCGAAUGUAUAUCUUGGCUUUUUCAUUAUGGUGUUUAUACAAACUGGUGGGGGAAAUUUUUUGUUGAAGUGCUAAAUCAACAUUUUGCUUCAAAAAUGUGUCAAAAGAAUUUGGAUAGUGCUUUUAUUAUCUUGUCGUAUUUGUGCAGCGAGACUGUUAAAUAUCCACGUUUCCAGACUAACAUUAUUGAGCAAUUGGUCCUCUCAGUUCUUGCUCAAUUGGGUGUUUCUUCCACUGACAAUGACAUCAAUUUCAGCAGUUUAAAACAGCCAAGAAGUGUUAAUUUUAAAAUACUUCUUUCUUGGACACUUAUGUUAAUCUCUUCUGCUUUUGAUAUUAUUAUAUCUAAAAAGCGUCAAAAUGAUCGCUGGUUAUUUUUGGGUGGAGAUUUUGGACCAGCAAAUUCUGGCGCCGCCGACCAAUUUAAUGCCACAACUUGUCCAACUCUUCAACGUGGCUAUGCUAUUAAAAAGAAAUAUGGAACUGCAAAAUUUGCGGGCCCAUCAAGCUUUGUAAACGUUCCAAAUGUCGCUCCCUCUACCAGUUCACAGUCAAAGAUGAUUACUCCUGUUAAGAAUCACUACAAGACAUUGAUUGAUAAAUUGGAGAAGAUGAAGCAGAGCGAAACGAUUUCACUUGCCAAAUUGGAAAAACUUAAAGUUCAUCUAAUGCAUAUACAAUCACUCUACUCAAACUUCAACCAGUUGAGUGCUGAAGAUAAGGAAAAAUCUGGCAAAUUUCCUGAAAAAUCUGGCAAAACUUCUAAAUCAGCGGCUAGUACCUCUGCUGUAAUUCCUGAUACAAAAUCUACAAAAACACGUCAAUAUAGUAUUCAUCUUCGAUUGUCACCACAAUUAUGUCGUCUUUUUGUUAAAAGCUUAUUGCAGCUUUUAUGUGAACAUUCGACUGAUGCAACUCAGCUUCAAAUACAAACUUUGUUGCUUGUUAUUGCAAAAAUUUGUGUGCAUGGUAGUGCUCAACCAAUUCCCGUUUCUGUUGCUUUUGAUACUCAUUUACAGCAACUUUUUACCCUUGGUAAUUUUUCUGUUUAA
Molecule: messenger RNA, 4137 nt
Organism: Meloidogyne enterolobii
Lineage: Eukaryota; Metazoa; Nematoda; Chromadorea; Rhabditida; Meloidogynidae
Source: the annotation of a GenBank genome assembly